AAUUUCCUCGCAGUUUAGACACAAUGCUCUGGACAAAUCAAAUUAUUUCUCGCCCUAUGGAGAACUUUUUACGGUUCAUAAGCGCUUGGCCCGGCACAAGCAAUGCAUUCCUAUUUCCUUCAUAUGCUAUCCUUAUGCUUUUGAGUUUCAUUGCAGAAAUUGGUGAUGCGUGUUUGGUUAUAGAAAAUUUAAAAAUGUUCGUACACACUAUUAGUCAUUCCUUGAUAAUUUCACUAGUUUUCCUCAAAACGACUAUCUUCUGGCUGCAGCGAGGGUGUGCGAAGGAGAUUUUGAGCGAGAUGCUUUAUGAUUGGUGUAGCAUCAAGAAUCCUGAAGAGAGAAUAAUAAUGAAGAAAUACGUUAACAUUUCUCAUAAGAUCUAUAUGGCAUCCAGUACUAUUAACGUUCUCAGCCUUUGCACUUAUAUUGGUACUUUUGUUCGAUCAUGCUUAGCUGAAUCUGUCGAAGAUAGAAAAUUUCCACUUCCAUCAAGAUUUCCAUUUCCUAGCAAAAUCUCUCCAAUUUUUGAGGUAUUGUGCCUUCUACAGCUUCUUAUACUUGGCCUUAGUGCAACCUUAUGCGGUGCUUUGGAUUCAUUCUUCUUAGCGAUGAUUUUACACACUAGUACUAAGAUUGAAAUAGUACGACUUGAAUUAAAACGCUUUGUGGAAGACAAAUUAAAAUCGCAGAAUAAAUCUUUGGCAUCGAAUACAAAAAACGCAGCAAAAUUAUUGAUUGACAAACAUCAGAACAUGAUCGACUUUGCGGAAAAGAUCAACCAAGUUUAUUCCAAUAAUGUACUUGUUCAUUUCACGUUUUGUAUGAUACAAAUAAGUUUCACGUCAUAUGAAAUUUUGACAAUGCUAGAGACUAACCGCAAAACAGUUUUGAAACUUAUUAUAAUCCUUAAUAAUCAAAUUGCGGUGAUUGGAGCUUUUUGCGCUAUCGGCGAACUCGUGCGCUCAAAGAGUUUGUCAAUCGCGGAUGAGGCUUAUUCAUUUCCUUGGUAUAAUUUAAAAACGGAUGAUUGUAGAACUAUAAUGAUGUUGAUUCGAAGAGCGCAUAUACCAAUAUCAAUAACAGCCGGCAAAUUCGUAAUUUUGUCGAUCGCCAGUUUUAUGCAACUUCUAAAGGCAACUUUUUCCUACCUAUCUGUACUUCGAACAAUACAGCAGUGAAUCAAAUGUGAUACUUAUAUAAAGUAGUAGUAUAUGUAUAUAUAUGCAAUAUCAACAAAUAUUUCGUUGUAAAUAAGCU
This is a messenger RNA of Belonocnema kinseyi, 1257 nucleotides long. Its product is annotated as odorant receptor 82a-like. Gene Ontology annotation, molecular function: olfactory receptor activity; odorant binding. Gene Ontology annotation, cellular component: plasma membrane. Gene Ontology annotation, biological process: sensory perception of smell; detection of chemical stimulus involved in sensory perception of smell. The coding region runs from base 24 to 1178 and encodes 384 amino acids. Lineage: Eukaryota; Metazoa; Arthropoda; Insecta; Hymenoptera; Cynipidae. The transcript is spliced from 6 exons. The record is from RefSeq and is a predicted model, not a curated record.